This is a messenger RNA of Gasterosteus aculeatus aculeatus (three-spined stickleback), 3521 nucleotides long. RefSeq lists its product as uncharacterized. The record is from RefSeq and is a predicted model, not a curated record. Gene Ontology annotation, cellular component: postsynaptic membrane; lamellipodium; cortical actin cytoskeleton. Gene Ontology annotation, molecular function: actin filament binding. Gene Ontology annotation, biological process: positive regulation of dendritic spine morphogenesis; positive regulation of axon extension; postsynaptic actin cytoskeleton organization. NCBI's taxonomy places the organism in Eukaryota, Metazoa, Chordata, Actinopteri, Perciformes, Gasterosteidae.
ACAAAGAGCACUUUUGCAGUCGCAGUCUCUCUCCACGCUGUGAGUGCGUAAACGCCCGCACAGACCCGCUCCAAUUUUGGGAACCGAACUCCGCAUCGCAUAAUAAAAAAAGAAACAACAACCCUGCAUUCCUUUACCGCUGCGUCCUCGGCCCCGGACGACCCCUCGGUGUUUCUUUUUUUUUUUUUUCACAGCAGAUACUCUGAACCCGAUACCCGGUCGGGAAAAGUGAAGAAAGAAGCUGCGGGAGUGGUCUGGAAACUUUUGCCAUCAUGAGCUCGCAGACGGUGAACCUUGAUACCUACAGCCUGUCUUUGCUCACGGCUAAAGAGGACAUCCUCAACCUCCGUUCCUCCACCAACUGGGCAAUAUUCACGUAUGAUGGGAUCACCAACAAGCUCAAACUGGCUGACUCAGGAGCGGGCGGUGUGGCAGAGUUGGCAGGCAAGUUUCACAUCUCCAAGGCUCAAUACGGACUGUGCAAAGUGGGAGGUGUGGAGACCGGGCGCGCUCGGAUCGCUAUGAUCAUCUGGGUCGGUCAACAUGUGGAAGACUUCCGAAGGACAGAAUGUGCCGGCCACAUUCCAGCCAUCAAAAGCUUUUUCAAGGAAGCACACACGUUCAUUAGUGCAGAGAAAGUGGAGGAUGUGACGGAGGAGAAGAUACAAGUCGAGCUCAGCAAGGCCCAGGCCCAGGCUCCUACGCAAUUGGCGAGAAGGAGCUCCAGGUCUGCAGACAAGGAGGAGUUAGUGGGUACUAACUACAGAAAAACAAAUGCUGCAAUGGAGAUGAGACGAAUAAAUAGAGACUCCUUCUGGGCCCGUGCAGAGCGUGAAGAGGAGGAGAGGAAAGAGGAAGAGAAGCGACGCGCCUCAGAGGAGAGACGUCGCCUCGAAAGAGAAAGAGUUUCAAAGGAGCGGAGGGAUGCAGAAGAGAGGGACCGGAAGAUGAAUGAGAAGCUAGAAAUGAUUGAGGAGCAGCGAAGAAAACAAGCAGAGCAAGAAGAAGAGCUCCUCAGAAAGGAGAAAUCCAAAUGGGAGCAGCAGCAGAGGGAGCACGUGGAAGCGAUGCGGGCUCGUCUUAGCAGGAGUGAGUCCAUAGAGAAAGCAGCAGAGGCAGCAGCAUUAGUGUCCCAGCGCUCCAUGAACCCAAGAGAGUUCUUCAGGCAGCUGUCCUCAUCGUCAUCACAAAGUCCCACCAGCCCUGGAUCCUCCCGCUCUGGCAAACCCUUCAGGCGAUACCAGCGCAGCCUGACGGACACGGCCUUCAUCUUCUCCAAAGCAGAAGAGAGCACAUCAUCCUCCCCUUACAGCUCUCCCCUGGUCUCCCCCUUCUCCCGAGCUCCUCCCUCCUCCAUCUACCAGGCCAUGUCUCCUCCAACAAGUCCUGGUUUACGCCCUGUCACCUCUCCACAAAGUUCCAGAGCCCCCGCUUCACCGCCCACGUCACCUCUCCGCCCUGCCCCUCCAGGCGCAGCGGCGCCCAGCGUUCCACAGGCCAACAAACAAGAUCAGGCGUUUGUUCAGCCCAAACCCCCGUCACCCACCGAACCUUCUGCCCCUCCCGCCUCCCCCGGUCUCUUGGCUUCGUUGAACACCGGUUUAGCAAAAAAAGACCCCUCUCAGUUGGACCCAGAAGCCCUACCAGCUUCACCCCCAAACACCCCAACCCAGCCAGAGCCCUCAACUUUCUGCUUCCAGUCCGGUGGAGCCCCACCAGCUCCAGCAGCUCAUCUUCCAGAGAGGCCACAGCCAAAUACAGACUCCAACAACGUCACUCUUGUUCACACGGAGCAGGUCUCGGACGAAGGCUACGGAGUGAAUGCCGUACUGGUGGAGGAAGAUGAGGAAGAGGAUGUGGAGGAGCAUGAAGAAGAUCAAAUGCCACCAGAGCCUUGUGCUGUUACCACAGAACCAGUCCAGAAGGAGGAAAAUGAGCGUGAGGAAGAGGACAAAGAGGGAGAGGAAGAAGGAUUAAAACAGGAAGCUGAGCACUCCUCACUGCAGGACCCAGUGGAGGUGGUGCAAGAGGAAGAGGGGACAAAGGAUGAAGAGAAUGAUCAAUCAGAGGACAGUCAGACUCCCUCUGAGCCCGCCGAGCUUUCAAAGAAAGAGGAGGAGUCGACAGUCACCGAUGCUGAACCAAUUUGUCAAGAAAUUCAGCAUGAGACUGUCAUUGUGUCAACCAACGGGAUCACAAAUGGAGAAGAGAGUGAGAAUGGCACAGAACGAUCCUUGAGUCCGUCGGACACAGAACUCAGCUCCCCGGAGCCGGCUGGGCGCUACGACCUCCACAGCACAGCAGAGGAGGCCGACGGGAACGAGGAAGAGGAACCAGUUAUCUCAGAAAAUGGACAAGAGGUUUUAGCGAAGCAACAAAUGUGUGUCCGGGCUCUGUACGACUACCAAGCAGAGGACGAAUCUGAGAUCUCCUUUGAACCCGGUGACAUCAUUAAGGACGUGGAAACGGUGGACACCGCCUGGUGGAGGGGAUGGAGCAAAGAUGGCUGUCAGGGCUUGUUCCCUGCCAAUUAUGUGGAGACCAUCUAGACGGGCAGAGACACAGACACGUACUCAGGGACACCAUCUCACGUUUGUGCAUACCUUUUUACCGUUAUCCUCCCACUGAAACUUUGUACUCGGUGUUUGUUGGGAGGAUAAAAAAGUGUGACUCCCUGUUUUGUAGAAAGCAUAAAGAUAAGUGUGAUUCUUUAUUUUGAUAUUUUUUUGAGCAAAGCAAAUUAUUCUCACAAGUAUGUAGAAAUUACCCAGCCUCAUUUUCUUGGAUAUAAUAGCGGGCACCUUUCCUGGACCAAAAUAACUUAUUUCCUUUAGAGAUACAGCAGGAAUGUUGGCGGGAGGGAUCAGAUCUCGAAUACAAAGGAUCACAAACGUGCUUUUCUUGUGAAAAACACAAACAGAUUUUUUUUUUUGUGUAUUGUCGCCUUUUUGAUCCACACAUGUAACAAGCAUUCCAUUCUGCUCAGCGUUUGCUUUCUGUGCUGCACUGCUAAAAAAUAAUUUACUGCUUUUGACUGGCAUAUAUAAUCAAGAUACCUGUAUCAGACAUCAUCUUAUAAUCAUCUUCAUUUAUCUCCAGAGUUAUGUUGUAGCAUUGUUUUCUUACUGACAGUCUCACAGCACAUUUUGAUUACCUGAACAGAAGAGGGAGGAGCAGAAGAUAGAGGCACUUUUUUGACAUCUGCAUUUCUCUAUCACUCUUUAGGAUGGAUUAAAGUCUGUUCAUAUGGGGAUGUCCUUCGAUACAUUUUAUGGUUACGUCUCAUCUUAAUUUUUCCUAGAUUUUAGGAAGUUAACGCUUUGUGUUUACACAGAUCAUAAAUUCAAAUCUUCAUAUUUUAAUCUUCUGUUAUAUCGUAAUCUACACUGUAUAUAAGAAUGUAUAAAACACCAAAAAUCAGUUUUUCAGUACACAUUUGUAUGUUCUAUGCUUGUUUGGUGGUAUGUAUGUUCUUUGUGUUUACUCCAAACGAACAAAUAUAUUGCAUAUACAAACUCAAA